AUGCUAGACAAGAUGGCGAGACGUGAUAUGUGUUAUUUCCGUCUCACUUUUGUCUUCGGUUUACAUUACAUUUCACAUCCACUUUUAAACUUUUCUUCAACCUCAUUCAAUACUUCAUCUUUUUUUCAUCCUUCGUCAUCUUUUUCUCCUCCUUCCCCACCUUCUUCUUUCUUCCUUCACCAUUUUCUUCUUCUCAUCCUCCUUUUUCUUCCUCCUCUUCUUCUUCUUCUUCUUCUUCUGCUUCUCAUCCUCCUUUUCUUCCUCCCCUCCUCCUUUUUCUUCCUCUUCUUCUUCUUCUGUUCAUCCUCCUCCUCCCUUUCUUCUUCUCCACCUUCUUUUUCUUCCUCUUCUUCUUUUCCUUUCUUCUUCUUCUUCUUCUUUUUUCUUCUUUUUCUUCUUCUUCUUCUUUUCAUCCUCCUCUUUCUCCUCUUUUUCUACUUCUCCUCCUCCUUUUCUUCCUCCUCCUCCUCCUCCUCCUCAUCCUCUUCUUCUUCUUCUUCUUUUCAUCCUCCUCCUCCUUCUUCUGUACAUCCUCCUCCUCCCUUUCUUCUCCUGCUUCUCCUUUUUCUUCCCCUUCUUCUUCUUCUGUUCAUCCUCUUCCUCCUUUUCUUCCCCUUCUUCUUCUUCUUCUGUUCAUCCUCUUCAUCCUUUUCUCCUCCUCCUCCUUUUCUUCUCCUCCUCCUUUUCUUCCCCUUCUUCUUCUUCUUCUUUAUAAUUGGUCAGAGGAUUGAAAUAAAAUCAUUCUCUUUCUUUUUUUUUUUUUUCGUUUUCUUUCUUCUUUCAAUCGUCUUUUUUCUUUGUCAAUUUUCUACUUUUAUUUCUCUUUCUUUUUUUUCUUUUUACCGCUUUUUCUUUUCAUUUUGUUUUUUUUUUUUUUUUUUUUUAACUUCCUGUUUCUUCUCCAUUCAGUUUUUUUCUGUCUUUUUCUUUCAAUCAUUUUCUUUGAAUUCUCUUUUUUCGACAUUUGCUUCUUUUUCCUCUUCAUUUUGUUUCUUCCUCUUUUUUUUUAAUUCUCUUUCUUCUUCGACGAUCACUUCAUUCAGUCCACUUUUUUUUCAAUUCAGUAUAUUUCUUCCUCUUUUCUCCUCAUUCUUUUUCACUUUUCUUUCUUCUUCUAAUUCUCUUUGUUCUUUUUCCUUCAAUUUUCUUUCUACUUUCGAUUCUCUUUCUUCUUCGACGAUCACUUCAUUCAAUCCUCUUUUUUUUUUAAAUUGUUUGUUUUUUCCUCUUUUCUCUUCAUUCGUUUUCACCUUUUCUUUCUUCUUUUAA
Molecule: messenger RNA, 1269 nt
Organism: Acanthosepion pharaonis
Lineage: Eukaryota; Metazoa; Mollusca; Cephalopoda; Sepiida; Sepiidae
Source: the annotation of a GenBank genome assembly